AUGCCGCCGGAUCCGGCAAAAAAACUUGCCGAUUUGGUGCAGCAAGCUGGCAGACUGCACAGUUUGCCUGAACACAGCCGGGCAGAACACGAACGGGAAUUGUUCGGCGAGGUGCGAUUGGGCCUUUUGCAGCCGGACGCCCUCGAAGGCUCCUUCGAAGAGCAUGACAUGGCAGCCAUGCUGCGGCUCAUGGUUAGCUGUGGAAGCAAGAAGCGGUUGGCAUCUCGCGCCGUCGAAAAUUUGAAGCAAUUCCUGAAUAGCAGGUCAUGGCUCAAAGUGGCACAUGGCUCACCAGAGCUGCUUCUAGAGCUGAAAGGUUUCCUUUUGGAAAACCCAGAGGUAACCAAAGAUGCUGACAUGACGGCUGUCGCUUCUCUUUUGGAAGCGCCGCCGAGUGACAGCAGGUGCCGGCCAGAUUCGCCUACGAGUCCGGCCAAGCUGGAUGAUGAUACACGCCGGAUGAUUCUGGAACCGCUGCAACGCGGUCGCGAACUCAUGGCCUCGUGCAGAUGGCAUGUGGUUGGUGAUGAGUCAGGCCAGGCGCUUUCCCUGUUCUGCCGUGGCGUGACGCGCCUGGCCGGCACGGCUGUCGGCAGGGAGGCAAUGGAGGCUCCAGGGGCGGAGUUGCCCGUGCUGGACUGGCUGGCCUCAGAUUGGCCCAACAUCAUCAAGUUUCUUGCCAACGUGUACGAAUCGAGAAGAUUGAACAGGAGUCAGAUUGAGGCAUGUGUGGAGAAGUUGAGGUCGCUUUCCCCGAACUUCUCCGAGGCCGAAGCUUCCGCGGAAGGUUUGCCAUGGAGGCCAAAGUGUGCCGAUGGUGCUCCAGAGGAUACCAAGGAUGACUUGUCGCCUGUCGAGGUGGAGGAAGCAGAGGAGCCACCCCCUCCGCCUCCUCCGCUGCCGCCUCCAGCCGAAGAGGAGAAGCCUGGCUUGCUGAAGCGAAUCCUUUGGGGAGGAAAGGCAGAGGAACCGGCGGCUCCCCCGGCACCGCCAGCGCCUGUUCCGGCUCCGACCGUUGUCGUCCCGAAGGCGGCUCCAGCAGCGGCAGGCUAUCCGUCUGAUCCGGCUGGGAGCGGUGCCCCUGCCAGAGCUCCGAAGGCUGCAGCUAAGCCCGGCGUGGUUUGGGUAGACGUGAACCCGAAAGCCUGGCAGAAAACGACAUUGAAUGGCCACACAGGCCUUUCGUUUCAAGGCUUCGAUGGCACGCAGGAGACGAAGCCUUGGCUCUCCUACGUGCAACAGCGUGCGGCGUCGGACGAGCGCGUGGCUGUCCUGAUUCUGAAUCGCCGCCACAAGAACGACGCUGUGGCCAUCAAGCAAUUCUGCGCAUCGAAGCGUGUGCCCCCUCCGCAAUUCAUCGUUUGUGGCAAAGGAGCGCCUGAAGAGGUGUGCCGAGAGUGGGGGAUGCAGGACAUUCAUGUCACCAAAGAUUGGGACGAAGCAACUCGCAUAGCUCUCAGUGAGGUGCGCACUCCGGGGCCGCUGCCACUGCCCCGUGACCCAAGGCACAGAGCAGCCACUGACAUGUGA
Messenger RNA from Symbiodinium necroappetens, 1530 nucleotides. The record is from the annotation of a GenBank genome assembly. NCBI's taxonomy places the organism in Eukaryota, Dinophyceae, Suessiales, Symbiodiniaceae.